CGAUAUUAACCCAAAAAGUCUACGCGGUCUAGUCUAACGCAAAAACAGUUUCGGCGUCUUCCUCACUUUACUUUUCAAUCUCGUCUUCUCCAUGAAUCAUCUCUCUCUCUCUCACGGAUUCGUAACAUAAUCUCAGUGCUUCUCCGUCAUCUUCGCAUUAUUGGUUCUUACUUCGCUGUAAGCUCGACACGUGGAUUAUUCCUCUGCUUUUUUUAUUUUUUCCCUUUUCGUGAAGAUUCGUUUCCAGUAUCUGUGAAGACUUGAUGGAAUUAGUUUCUUAAAGUAGCUCCCUCUUAGAUCCGAGUUUCGAUUUGCUUGACCGGUGAAGAAUCAGUGGUUGAAAUCAACUAGAUACUAUCGAUUUCGGUUGAUUUAUAUUGAAAACUUGCCUGACUUUUGUUUAUUCUGUCGUGCUGGUGAAGUCUCAAGCUACUUCGUGAACUUUGUGAUUAGAGGAGGAGAUCUAGAGUUCUAGUUUUAGCAAUUCAUUGACUUCCAAUUUUGCCUUAGUUGAUUCAGAUUCAGAACAUAGCUUUAGAUCACGUUAGAAGCAGAAUCAUAAUCUGCAAAUCGGUUGUUUAGAUUGCUGCUACUAGAAAUUGGUAUUAGCUUUUGUUAGUGUUAAGGAUGCAGAAUAGGAUUGUACAGUUGGAAGAAGGAAAAGAAAAUGGAAUUCCGAUUGUUCGAUCAGGGCAGUAUAAGGGAUUCCCGUCGAAACUGCUGCUUCUGUUAGGGUUUUUUCUUGCUUUUUCUGUUACUGUCUUCAUCAUUAGUGUAUCUACAAUCAAGUUUUCUGGUAUACAAAGUGUAGUAACCACAGUGACUUCAAGCUUUGUGCCUUGCCGUGAGGAAGAACCGAAUAGUUUGAGUAAAUGGAUACAGCCUCCUGCGGUUCUGAUGCAUAACAUGAGUGAUGAAGAGCUCCUUUGGCGUGCUUCUUUUUGGCCUCGGAGAAAAGAAUAUCCGUUUAAACGAGUUCCGAAGAUUGCGUUUAUGUUCUUGACUAAAGGCCCCUUGCCGCUUGCUUUGCUUUGGGAGAGGUUCUUAAAGGGUCACAAAGGGCUUUACUCGGUUUACCUUCAUCCACACCCAUCUUUUACAGCCAAGUUUCCAUCUAGCUCUGUUUUCUACCGGAGGCAGAUACCGAGCCAGGUUGCAGAAUGGGGGAGAAUGUCUAUGUGUGAUGCAGAGAAGCGGCUUCUCGCCAACGCACUGCUAGAUAUCUCCAACGAAUGGUUUGUUCUUGUCUCAGAGUCAUGCAUUCCACUCUUCAACUUCACAACCAUCUACAGCUACUUAAGCCGAUCAAAACACAGCUUCAUGGGUGCUUUUGAUGACCCUGGACCGUUUGGGCGUGGCCGCUACAACGGGAACAUGGAACCUGAAGUUCCCCUUUCCAAAUGGCGAAAAGGGUCUCAAUGGUUUGAGGUUGACAGGGACCUCGCAGCUACCAUUGUCAAAGACACAUUGUAUUACCCGAAAUUCAAAGAGUUCUGCAGGCCUGCUUGCUAUGUGGACGAGCAUUACUUCCCAACGAUGUUGACAAUUGAGAAACCAACGGUCUUGGCUAACCGAAGCUUGACAUGGGUGGACUGGUCGAGGGGAGGGCCCCACCCAGCUACGUUUGGGCGAUCUGACAUUACAGAGAAGUUCUUUGAAAGGAUCUUUGAUGGAAGAAACUGCAGUUACAAUGGUGGCAACACUUCCAUGUGUUAUCUCUUUGCAAGGAAGUUUGCUCCGAGUACUCUGGAGCCUUUGCUUCACAUUGCUCCCAAGGUUCUUGGAUUUUGAGUAGUUUAGUAAUGUCUCUCUGAACCUCUUGACAUCAAAUAGAGAGAUCACGAAAUGGGUGUGAUAUGGAUUCUGUGGGAGAUUUUACACCGAUAUUAUUUUAUUUUGUUUGUUGUGAUAUAGUUUGGAAGAAAUGAGAUUUUAGUAGAGGGAAAAUAGGUUGCACGACAGGAUCCAGCCAUAUGUAAACUUUAUAUUUUAAAGAAUUACUAUGCAAAGAUCAGUAGUUUUUCUUUCGUAUACUCUUGUGAUGCACUAUUGAAUCACAAAUUUUCUUUUCUA
This is a messenger RNA of Arabidopsis lyrata subsp. lyrata, 2073 nucleotides long. RefSeq lists its product as uncharacterized. The record is from RefSeq and is a predicted model, not a curated record. The transcript is spliced from 2 exons. The coding region runs from base 628 to 1791 and encodes 387 amino acids. Lineage: Eukaryota; Viridiplantae; Streptophyta; Magnoliopsida; Brassicales; Brassicaceae. Gene Ontology annotation, molecular function: glycosyltransferase activity. Gene Ontology annotation, cellular component: membrane.